AUGACUUGUUAUUAUUUAAUAUUUAUUAUUUAUAUAAUUAAUUGUUUACACUCCACUUUUCAAUAUGCUCAAACAAAAAAAUUAAUAAAAAAGAAUGAAACAGCAAAAUUAUUAGAUCGGGUCUUUCAAAAUGAUAUGAUUUUAACAAAAUCUGACAUUAAAAUAUUUUUUGAUAACAAUGAUACAUCUAAAAGUACAGAAACUACAUUGUCUCAAGAUGAAAAAUUAAUGACUUUCUAUACUGCACUUGCUCCAACUAGUCCCAAAAGAUGGGUUAAAUAUUUUGAAAAUGGAACAUAUUAUAUUCCAUACAAUUUUGAUAAAACAAUUAAGAAUCAAGAAAAAAAUUUAGUUUUAAAAUGUAUGAAUAUCAUUGCUCAACAUACAUGUAUUCAAUUUCGAAAACGAACAACAGAAAUUAAUUAUUUAAAUAUUCAAUCAACAAUUGAACAAGGUUGCUUUUCAUAUGUUGGAAUGAGAGGUGGAAAACAAAUCAUCCAACUUGGAAAUAAAGAAUCAUCAACAUGUUUUUUAAAAAGAAUAAUAACUCAUGAAUUGUUACAUUCUGUAGGUUUAUAUCAUGAACAUAUGAGAAAAGAUAGAGAUGAUUAUAUUAUUAUUCAUAAAGAAAAUAUAAAAGAAGGAGCUGAAAUACAAUUUCAAAAGAUAGUAGGAUCAGGUGUUUCUACAUAUGAUACACCAUACGAUUAUUUAAGUAUAAUGCAUUACGGGAAAAAUUUUUUUGCAAAAGAUGAUAAAUUGAUAACAAUUGAACCCAGGAAUAGAAAAUUUUUAAAUUUGAUUGGACGACGAGAGACACCAUCAUUUUAUGAUUGGGAAAAAGUUUGUGAAAUGUAUCAAUGUACAAUUUGCAAUAAUAAUUCUUAUAAACUACUAGAUAAAUCAAUGUAUUUUUUAAAUUAUUUAUUUCUUUUGAUUGUAAAAAAUUUAUUUUUAUAA
Messenger RNA from Strongyloides ratti, 960 nucleotides. RefSeq names its product Astacin-like metalloendopeptidase. Lineage: Eukaryota; Metazoa; Nematoda; Chromadorea; Rhabditida; Strongyloididae. The transcript is spliced from 2 exons. Gene Ontology annotation, biological process: proteolysis. Bases 1 to 960 code for a protein of 319 amino acids. Gene Ontology annotation, molecular function: zinc ion binding; metalloendopeptidase activity. The record is from RefSeq and is a predicted model, not a curated record.